This is a messenger RNA of Aricia agestis (brown argus), 1068 nucleotides long. RefSeq names its product high affinity copper uptake protein 1-like. Gene Ontology annotation, biological process: copper ion transmembrane transport. The coding region runs from base 173 to 829 and encodes 218 amino acids. Gene Ontology annotation, cellular component: membrane. The record is from RefSeq and is a predicted model, not a curated record. The transcript has 6 exons. Gene Ontology annotation, molecular function: copper ion transmembrane transporter activity. NCBI's taxonomy places the organism in Eukaryota, Metazoa, Arthropoda, Insecta, Lepidoptera, Lycaenidae.
ACUCUACAUAGAGAUUGUGCUCACGAGUUUCGAGGUUGACUGUAACUUAUAAUAAAAAGUGAAAGUAGCCACGCACUAUUCAGCUAUGUAGAAUCCAAUUAUUAGUUUCGUAUUCAUUAAUAUUCAUGCAGUAAUCUUAAAAUUAUUAGCAUAGUUACCGUCCCCUUACAUAAUGAGCCAUGAAUCUCACCAUCAAAUGGACCACAGCAAUCACAUGGAUCAUGGCCAAAUGGGAAUUGACCCCAUGGCCCAUAACCACAUGCCCAGUGACCAUAUGGGACAUAUGGACCACAUGACCCAAAUGGGAAGUAAUAUGGAUCAUAAAACUUCCGAGGCACAUAACAUGAUGAUGUCUAUGGUAUUCCAUGGUGGCUAUAUGGAAACUAUUUUGUUUUCCUGGUGGGAUGUUAAAGAAGUGGGACAGUUUGUUGGAUCAUUCAUUGCAAUAUUCAUAAUUGCUCUAUUAUAUGAGGGGUUGAAAUAUUACAGAAAGCAUUUGCUGUGGAAAACUUACACUGGCCUACAGUAUUGUGCUGUUGCGCCACCAGACAAAGGUGUUGCCAAUAUUUGUGCUCCUGAUGACCCACAAGUGAUUCAGCCUAUGCCCCAUGUUGUUGAGCGAAAUAUUCCAACAAUGCUGAGUGCAGCCCAUGGGUGGCAGACAUUUCUUCAUGGUGUUCAAGUGCUUGUUAGCUACAUGCUGAUGUUAAUAUUUAUGACUUACAAUACUUGGUUGUGUGCUGCCGUUGUUUUGGGGUCUGCCACCGGUUACUUCCUAUUCGGAUGGAGGGAAUCUGUCGUAGUUGAUUUUACAGAGCAUUGUCAUUGAUUUUUGGGUUCUAAGAUUAUGUUGGACAGUAUUAUUAUUGAAUAUAUAAAUUGUAUAAGACAAACUAGGUGAAAUAUAUUUAUACCUAUUGUUAUGUACUUUUAAACGGCUGCAAUAUUCUAGAAUAAUUAAUGAAAUAUAGCAAUAUGCAUCCAAAACAAAAUUAUUUAUUUUUUGGUAGUGAGAUCAGGACUGCUUUAGAAAUGAAAUCUUAUUAAAAAAAUCUCAUAAAUCAUUAA